Messenger RNA from Westerdykella ornata, 911 nucleotides. RefSeq names its product putative peptidyl-prolyl cis-trans isomerase. The transcript has 3 exons. NCBI's taxonomy places the organism in Eukaryota, Fungi, Ascomycota, Dothideomycetes, Pleosporales, Sporormiaceae. Gene Ontology annotation, molecular function: peptidyl-prolyl cis-trans isomerase activity. Gene Ontology annotation, biological process: protein folding; protein peptidyl-prolyl isomerization. Gene Ontology annotation, cellular component: intracellular membrane-bounded organelle. The record is from RefSeq and is a predicted model, not a curated record. The coding region runs from base 124 to 579 and encodes 151 amino acids.
GUUUCGAUAUCCACGCGUCCAGCAUACACCAUGCAUGCAAUUGGCUAUCCUUGGCAAAAUGCUAGUACUGCUCUCCAUUCUCUCUGACCAUCAUGUCUAGGGGAAAAGCUUGGCAGGAUUAAGAUGGAGCUCUUCAAAAACAUAGUCCCCAAGACGGCUGAAAACUUCCGUCAAUUCUGCACAGGCGAGUCGAAGAACAACCAAGGUCGCCCGCAGGGCUACAAAGGUUGCAAGUUCCAUCGUGUGAUCAAAGACUUCAUGCUCCAAGGCGGCGACUUCAUCAACGGCGACGGCACCGGCUCCCGCUGCAUCUACGGCUCCGACAAGUUCGCCGACGAGAACUUUGACCUCAAGCACGACCGGCCGGGCCUGCUCUCAAUGGCCAACAGCGGGCCUAACACCAACGGCUGCCAAUUCUUCAUCACCUGCGCCGCGACCCCGCACCUCAACGGCAAACACGUCGUCUUCGGCAAGGUCAUCGACGGCAUGGACGUUGUGCGCAAGAUUGAGAACACCCGCACCAAUGUCAACGACCGCCCCAUUCAGGACGUCGUCAUUGCCCAGUGUGGCGAGAUGUGAUUGGAUUCAAUGAGCUGGAAUGCAGCGAGAAGAAAAAGUAUGGGGCAUCGAAGUACGGUAUGACUAUGUUUGCCAUCGUGUAAUUCGGUGUGAGGAAGCGAAGAGAUCGAUACUGCUUAGAGUAUCCAUUCUCAUAAAAGAUCGAUUCGGGAACUCUAAUGCAGAGACACCAGAUCUACACCUAUGUACUUUGCGCCGGCGUACCCGAAAGGGGUACACGCUGAAGAAGAAGAGAGUCGGAUCACGUGGAUCACCUUCUCUCCAUUGAUCAAGCAUCUUCCAGAUAUACAUUUCAUGUAUUAUAUAUUCUGAUCCUUCUCGGCAUCGACUCG